UGCACUGCGGCUGCAGCGUCUAGACUGUGCUCAUAGCUUGCACCGCAAAAAAGCUGCUACACGAUGAGCUGCAUGCUUCGAGCUCGUAUCGCUGCACCCUCUUAGCAUGCAUGCACUUUUGGUCACUCAUUGGCUCCGCCACCCACGAUGGCAAGACCUCAUAUUGUGGCGACGCUCUCAUUGGAUCACGACCUGUAUCAGGACGAGGUAUAUAAGCUGAUCUACUAUAGCGGGAUCGCGCGCCCUUCCCUCUCUUUCCCUGCGAUCCACGACUAUAUUUUGCCUGCUAUGGCCGACUUCGAGCGCCGGGCGGGCACCGCUGAUCCAUGGUUUCCCGACAGGCGCCUCAUCCUAGCAGCUGGGUCCGAACUCUUCCGUGUGCACUUGAGCGUCCUCCUCCCUCGUAUCGCCAUCCCCAAACUCUUGCGCUCGGCGCAACGUGACGCAGUACUCGAGGCAGCGUACGAAGGCAACGUAGCGCUUCGCCUCAACGACGAUCCACAGGACUUGCGGCACUAUCUCCUCGCUGUGUAUAACGAAGGAUACGUCCCAUUUUCACCACCGCGACGUCAACUGUGGUUCGAAAAGGUCGCAGGCGUCCUCCGGAUAGCACACAAGUACAGGGACCAAGAGCUCCGUCAGCGCGCUCUGCUCAUCUUCUGCGAAGCGCUAGCUUUCGCUGUGACACCUGAUGGCGUGGGUUUCAGCGUCUGCGCCGAAAACUCAGACCUGAUAGAAGACCGUGACCUCGAAGCCGCUUGCGUGCUGGCGCAUGAGGUCGGCGCCUUCUGGCUGCUUCCCCCCAUCUACCUGCGUAUCCUCGGAAACAGUGCGCGAUUUGAGCAAGUCGAACAUCACGGGCGCGCGCGCAAGCUUCAACCCCGGUUCGCGGCGGACUUGAAGGAGGCCAGAGAUCGCAUGAUCGCGAGCCUUAUGUUUAAGCUCACCUGGUGCCUACCUCGACAGUGUAUUGAAUGUUAUGACUGGUGCACGAGAGGCGUUCGCUUUUACUUCGCCGAAUAUCAGCUAAACGGACUCUUCAAUGCGGCUAUUGCGAUCUCGAGGCAGGACAACGACGUGCGCAGGUUGUUCGAGAGGUACUUUGCUGUGUGCGACAGGUGCACGACUCACAUAAUGGAUAUAUUUAAUUCGUGGGCAGAAGAGCAGUGGAGGGAGCUCCCUUCAAUGUUCGGGCUCCCAACGGACCAAGUUUCUGGCACUGCGGAAGUGUGACCUUCAAGACCUGCGGCAGCAAAUCUGGCAAUAGCAAGCGAGGCUGCUCAUGCAACGAGAAAAUCAGGAACUUUCUGCCAGCACUUCAGCGCGAUGCAUCUGCUUGUGCUUCAGCACGAUGCAUCUUCCCGUGCUCCCGCGUGAUGCGUAGUAGACAGCUUAGUAUGGUAGGUUAUACAGGACUUCGACGAAAAUAUAUAUUACGUUGCGUACCCAGAGCUCGCAGCGCCCUCCUUCAACUUUCCCGUCGCCGUCGCAAGCGCGGAGGCGAACCCGUCCACCAAGGUGUCGAUGUCCGUCGUGACGCUGACCAUGUCGAAGCCCUGCGCGAAGCGCUUCUCGGCCUGCUCGCCGGUGAGGCCUGAG
Schizophyllum commune H4-8 is the source of this 1599-nucleotide messenger RNA. RefSeq lists its product as uncharacterized. The transcript is spliced from 3 exons. The record is from RefSeq and is a predicted model, not a curated record. Lineage: Eukaryota; Fungi; Basidiomycota; Agaricomycetes; Agaricales; Schizophyllaceae. The coding region runs from base 148 to 1233 and encodes 361 amino acids.